Molecule: messenger RNA, 930 nt
Organism: Thyridium curvatum
Lineage: Eukaryota; Fungi; Ascomycota; Sordariomycetes; Thyridiales; Thyridiaceae
Exons: 2
Coding region: 1-930 (309 amino acids)
Biological process (GO): inositol catabolic process
Cellular component (GO): cytoplasm
Molecular function (GO): iron ion binding; inositol oxygenase activity
Source: RefSeq, a predicted model, not a curated record
AUGGCUCCCUCAGCCAUCUACGACUACAAUGACAGAGACGGCCAAGCCCUCGAGGCCAUCUCAGACGCCGUCGACGAGGUCAACUACAUCAAGGGCAAGAAGGCCGCCCUCUACGACGACAAGUCAAACUUCGACUCGGAGAAGGACAAGACCCAGUUCCGCCAGUACGACCAGGCCUGCGACCGGGUCAAGUCGUUCUACCGCGAGCAGCACGAGAAGCAGACGGUCGCCUACAACCUCGCCGCGCGCAACCGCUUCCGCUCGGCCGCCCGCGCGCGCGACGAGAUGACGGUCUGGGAGGCCAUGGAGAAGCUCAACACACUCAUCGACGAGAGCGACCCGGACACGUCGCUCAGCCAGAUCCAGCACCUGCUGCAGAGCGCCGAGGCCAUCCGCCGCGACGGCAAGCCGCGCUGGAUGCAGCUCACGGGCCUGAUCCACGACCUCGGCAAGCUGCUCUUCUUCUACGACGCCCGCGGCCAGUGGGACGUCGUCGGCGACACCUUCCCCGUCGGCUGCGCCUUCGACGCGCGCAUCAUCUACCCGGAGAGCUUCGCGGGCAACCCGGACGCGCGGGACCCGGUCUACAGCACCGAGAACGGCAUCUACGAGCCCGGCUGCGGCCUCGACAACGUCAUGCUCUCGUGGGGCCACGACGAGUACCUGUACCACGUCGUCAAGGACCAGUCGACGCUGCCCCCCGAGGCGCUGGCCAUGAUCCGCUAUCACAGCUUCUACUCCUGGCACAAGGAGGGCGCGUACCGGCAGUUCAUGACGGACAAGGACCACGAGAUGCUCAAGGCGGUCCAGGCUUUCAACCCCUACGACCUGUACAGCAAGAGCGAUGGCGUGCCGAGCGCCGAAGAGCUGAAGCCAUAUUACAUGGACCUGAUUGAUGAGUUCUUCCCUCAGAAGAUCAUCAAAUGGUGA